UCCUCUCCUCUCCUCCGCUUGCUCCGAUCUGCGGCGAGAGGGCGGCGGCCGAGGGGGCGCGUGGGGGUGAGGUGCGGAAGGCCUCCGAUCCCGGCGGGAGGAGCACGGGCCAGGCUUGGAGCGGGUGGCGCGGGGGUGGCCUCGGUUCGGAUCGAAUUGGAGGUGCUGCUCGUGGCGUGUUCCUCUCUCCUAGCGCUUGCGCUUCCCCUUCUGCGAUUGCUUGGAUUGGUUGAUUCGACUCGUUGGUAGGAGCGCCCUGGUUCCGGAGAUUCAUCGGCUAAGCAGACGGAAUCAUGCUUCUUCUUUGGGUAUAAAGUUUGGAUCUCGGAGGCUUUGAUUCAAUCUGUGGAGCGGGAAUAAUCGCUUGCUCCUGGGGUAGCUGGUAGCUCUCCUCAGAUGGAAAGUGGGAGCGGGAUGAGACCCGUGCACAACAGUGUUGACACGGUGAACGCAGCUGCCGUUGCCAUUGUUACAGCCGAGAGCCGCACACAGCCUCCUGCAGAGCCGCGAAGAAAAUGGGCUGAUUGGUUGAGUGUGUACUUCUGCUUCGGAUCACAAAAAAAUGGCCGGCGCAUCAGCCAUGCUGUUCUUGUCCCAGAGCCUUUACCUCCAAGGACAGAUGCACCUAUGCCAGAGAUUCCAAACCAUCCACCACCCCCUGUUUUCCCCUUUGUCGCACCUCCAUCCUCUCCCGCUUCUUUUCUCCAAUCAGGAGGUGCUUCUAUUGUACAAUCACCUGUUGGCGCUCCAUCUUUUUCACCUCUCUCACCAAAUUCUCCAUCCCCCACUGGGCCACCUUCCAUCUUUGCUAUCGGACCAUAUGCACAUGAGACACAGUUAGUCUCUCCUCCAGUCUUCUCGGCCUUCACGACUGAACCUUCAACAGCUCCUUUCACUCCCCCACCAGAGUCUGUGCAUCUGACAACCCCUUCCUCUCCAGAGGUUCCCUAUGCAAAGUUGCUUACAUCAAUCAACAACAGCAAAAAUGUUGAAACGGGCGAGCUUCAGUCAUAUCAGAUUUACCCUGAGAGUCCGAUAGGACGCCUAAUUUCUCCGAGCUCAGCUUGUUCAGGGACCUGCUCUCCGUUUCCUGACCCUGAGGUGCAGGCUUCCUCACGUUGCACUUUCCCCUCAUUCCCAGUACGUGAGCCUCCAAAGAUACUAGAUGGAGAGAGUGUUGCAACACAUAAGUUGAUACCUCGCCAUAUGCGCAAUGGUGGUUCCCUCUUAGAUGGCCAUAUUUCUGCUGCUGUGCCAGUUGUGGACUUCUCUGCCCGACUCCAAAAUAAUGAUCAUGCGAUGGAUCAUCGGGUGUCAUUUGAGUUGACAGUAGAAGAUGUAGCUCGCUGUCUUGAGAAGAAAACCAACAUUUCUGGGGAGUCUGCUGCAGCUUCUUUUCGCCUUGUGCCCACCAGUAACGGGGAUCACAUUCAACCCAGAGAAUCUAAUGAUACAAGAGCAGGGCUAUGUGUUGAUGAAACAUACCAUGAUUUACCUGAGAAAGCACGGCGCUCUCUGUCCCUUCGUAAGGCUAAAGAAUUCAAGUUCAACAAUGUUGAUGCUACUAGUGUGGAACCGAGCGUUGGAUCAGACUGGUGGGCGAAUGAGAAAGUUGCUGGGAUAACAUCAGAGCCAAGGAAAAGCUGGUCCUUCUUCCCAGUGGCACAGCCAGGGGUCAGCUAACGGUUGCACGGACCAUAACCUUACAAGAUGAAGAAUUAAGCUUCUGUUAUUUUUGCUCCUGCUAUUUCUCAGUUCCCCAGAUAUCAUCACCAUAACUGCAGGAGAUGCAAACUUAUGCAAAACAUUCCAGUUUUAGUGGUAAGUUGAAGUUAGAUAGUAACUCAGUGUCCAGCUAAUAUCACCAUAAGGUACUAAAGGUGAUGCAGAUUCAGGGACCUGUUGUUAUAAAACCAUAAUACUUCCAUGGUGUAGCGUCUGUUGUAUUCUCCUUAACUGACUUGCUGUUCUGAUACUACUGAUGCUGUUUAUGUACAUAAUAAACUAGCGAAAAGAGUAUAACCCUCUUCCUUGCAGCAGUAUUGUCAGACUGGAGCAAGCAAAUGACUCUGAUCCCCCCUUGUAUUAGUUGUGCUUUGCUGUUAGCAGAAGAAACUUGGAAAUAUUGUUCUGUUGUGCUUACCAAGUUCAGCAACAAUUUCAAUACUGUUUUGGCAUAUGUGAUGCAACAGCUCUUAUCACAAAUUCUGUAAGCAACACCUUUUGAUUUUGUGAUCUGUAUAUUAAAUUGGCCCAAGUGCUGAAUGCUUAUAU
Molecule: messenger RNA, 2274 nt
Organism: Oryza brachyantha (malo sina)
Lineage: Eukaryota; Viridiplantae; Streptophyta; Magnoliopsida; Poales; Poaceae
Product: proline-rich receptor-like protein kinase PERK14
Exons: 3
Coding region: 397-1683 (428 amino acids)
Source: RefSeq, a predicted model, not a curated record